Punctularia strigosozonata HHB-11173 SS5 is the source of this 2956-nucleotide messenger RNA. Its product is annotated as LAG1-DNAbind-domain-containing protein. NCBI's taxonomy places the organism in Eukaryota, Fungi, Basidiomycota, Agaricomycetes, Corticiales, Punctulariaceae. The coding region runs from base 1 to 2688 and encodes 895 amino acids. The transcript has 4 exons. Gene Ontology annotation, cellular component: nucleus. Gene Ontology annotation, molecular function: RNA polymerase II cis-regulatory region sequence-specific DNA binding; DNA-binding transcription activator activity, RNA polymerase II-specific. The record is from RefSeq and is a predicted model, not a curated record. Gene Ontology annotation, biological process: regulation of transcription by RNA polymerase II.
AUGCACGUGAGCGAGCACGCCAACUACGACCUCUUCUCCGCAUCCGGCCCCAGCGCGUUCAGCACGGGCAGGUACCGCACCAACGCCUCCUCAUCGUCGUCCCUUGGCCAAAACUACCCCCUCCCGAACGACUCGGUCUACUCGCACGGGUCCUUCAGCGACUCGAUGUCGUCCUUCCAUCCGUCCGGCUCCAGCUACGACGGUGCACACAGCCUUUCGUCGUCGUACAGCAGCGGCAAGGUUUCGCCCCUGACGCCCAACGACCCCGUUCCGGGCAUGCACUCCUCGGGCUUCCCCGGCACUCCGAUGGGCAUCAACCACCCCAUGAAGGACUACCCCUCCCAACCCAACUUCCCUGAUCUCGGACUCGACCGCCGCAUGUCCGGUCACGUCGGCCAGAACGGCUUCGGGCAGUCGGAUUACCACGAUGACUUUUCGAUGGGCGUCAACCCGUCGAUGGGCAUGGGCUUCAACGGGGGCGUUCAGCACUCGGGAUCGUUCCAUCCCGAUUCGCGUAUGUCGCACCAGCAAAUGAUGGGCCCGAUGGGUCAUCAUGGCUCCGACCUCAUCCCGGGCGUUUCCCCCCAAGCCUUCCGCCCCGGUGGUAUGCAGGGAUACGGACAACACUUCAUGUCCGACCCGCAGGCGGAUCUCGGCCUGAUGCCAAACGUCGACGACAUCACCCGAAGCAUGAGGAUGCAAGCGAUGGGUUCAGCCAGUGAUCUCGAGACGUUUAUGCGUCCGUUCUUGGAUCAAUACGUACGGACGCCGAACCGCCUAGCGUUUGGCGAGCGCACCAUCAUCGUGAUGUCCUCCAAGGUCGCACAAAAAUCUUACGGGACUGAGAAACGUUUCCUCUGUCCGCCGCCGACGGCGAUUAUGAUCGGUAACUCGUGGUGGUCGGACACGCUGCGCCGUGGCGAGGAGCCCAAGCUGUGCCCGCCCCGCGUCGUCGUCUCCAUCUCGGGCGAGCCCGCGCCGUCCGAGGGCACGAUCGAGUGGACGGGCACCUCCGGCAAGUCGUUUGACAUCAACGACCCGCCGACCGGUACGACCUACAUUGGCCGCUGCGUUGGCAAGCAACUGUUCAUAUCCGACGUCGACGAGAAGAAGAAGAAGGUCGAGGCACUCGUCAAGGUCAUUGCGCCCGCGUCCGACGAUGAGCCCGAGCGCGUGAUCGGCACCUUCCCCUCGCGCCCGAUCAAGGUCAUCUCCAAGCCCAGCAAGAAGCGACAAAGUGCCAAGAACCUCGAACUCUGCAUCAACCAUGGCUCAACCAUCUCCUUGUUCCAUCGCCUGCGCUCGCAGACGGUGUCGACCAAGUACCUUUGCGUCUCGGGCUCCGGCUCGUCGUUCAAGGGAUCCGAUGGUGCACCGCUCAUGGGCCUCGACCAGCGCACCCGCGCGCAGACGCCGUCGUUCAUCGCCCGCACCUCAAGCUGGGACCCCUUCGUCAUGUACAUCGUCGACGUCAACAAGCCCGCACCGAGCAUGGACACCCCUCCGCCGCCUCCGCCGCAGCCCGAGUACCCCUCGCCACCGCCCAACGCUAUUCCCUUCACCAACAAUGGGUCGCAGAUCCCCAUCUACUACAACCAGACGGUCGUUCUGCAGUGCCUGACAUCAGGCGUCGUCAGCCCCGUCCUCAUCAUCCGCAAGGUUGACCACGGCACCACCGUCGUCGGCGGAGGCCUCCAGGAGGGAGCGAAGAACGUCGCCGAGUCGUACUGUGUGCCGGGCGAGGUCUGCGGAGACCCCGUGUCGCAGCUGCACAAGGUCGCCUUCGAGGUCUACGAUGCGACCAAGGGGAUGCCUGAGCAAGGUCAUCCAGGCGUAUCUGGGCCGUUCCUGUCCUGCAUGGGCGAAAAGGUCAACACUUAUCGCCCUGUCGAGGGUCGUCAGUGGGCGGCCUCCGUGCGCGGUUCCGACUCCCCGGCGCAAUCGCCGAUCGUGCAGACCGCAUCACCUCUUGGCACGCCCGCCUCCUCCGCCGCAUCCGCAAUGGACUACUUCCCCGGCAUGACGGCCAGCGACGGUAUGCCAGCCUCGCCGACGAUGGAGUUCCCGUCCAACGACGGCGGACGCGUCAAGAAGAAGCGCGGGAGCUCGAGCGCGGGCGGCAUCUCCAAGACGGCGAGCGCCAAGGGCCGCCGGCGGCCGACGUCGGCAGGCUCCGGAGCAUCGUCCGGCCGCGGCGGCGACGCCCUCGCGUCCUCGGGUGCGCUCUGGCAGGUCGACAUCGGCGAGAGCAGCGUGUGGACGAUCGUCGGCACGGACCAGGUCCGGUACAACUUCUACGUGCCGCCGGUACUGUUCGACAACCAGAACGCGCCCCAGACGGGCUCGUUCCCGAUCCCGAGCAAGCCCGUGACGCCGUUCCCGGGCGUGGUCAAGUACCUCCCGCCUGACCGCGCGGCGGAGGUGCCCAAGUGCCCGACCUCGCGCGGUGGCGCGAUGGUCAAGCCCAACCCCCAUGCGAGCAAGAUGCUCACCGUCUACGGCGAAAACUUUUCGAAGACGGAGCCGCUGAGCGUGUUCUUUGGAUCGGAGCCGUCGCCGUACGUCGAGAUAAGGUGCAUGGAGGUUCUGGGCUGCCUCCCCCCGGAGUCGCAGAUCACCCAGCGCAGGCCGAUCAUCCUCGUGCGGCACGACGGUGUCGUGUUCCCGUCGUCGACGAUGUAUCCUUAGGACUUGCCCUCCUUUUCCCGUGCGGGUACUCCCUCGGAUUCUUUUUCUCCGGUGUGUGCGUUGUCGUCGUCGUCGUCGUCGUCUGGGUAUGUGUAUUGGGUAUUCCACGGACAAUCAGGCGGAUGCCGUGGACUCGAUUGGUUCGGGGCUCGCAAUCCUGCUUUUUCUAUCUCCAUCUCAUCACCGCUGCUAUUAUCUAUGGUGCUUUGGCCGUGGUCGCGCAAUCAACUGUACUCUUAGACUCUGUAGCUGCUGGAAUCUAAUAACU